This is a messenger RNA of Bacidia gigantensis, 960 nucleotides long. RefSeq names its product Alternative oxidase, mitochondrial precursor (gene AOX1). Bases 1 to 960 code for a protein of 319 amino acids. Gene Ontology annotation, cellular component: mitochondrion. Gene Ontology annotation, molecular function: alternative oxidase activity. Lineage: Eukaryota; Fungi; Ascomycota; Lecanoromycetes; Lecanorales; Ramalinaceae. The record is from RefSeq and is a predicted model, not a curated record. The transcript has 4 exons. Gene Ontology annotation, biological process: alternative respiration.
AUGCUUCGAACAGGCGAACCUUCAGCUCUUCAUCGCGAAGAUCCCUCAAAGAAUUCUUUCCUGCUCCUGACGGUGUCCACAUCAAGAAAACGCUUCCAGCAUGGCAUCAUCCAGUGUCCGUAUACAGAAGAGCAGAUGAAACAAAUCCAAGUUGCUCAUCGCGAGACAAAGACUUGGAAGGACUGGAUAGCGGUCGGUGCGGUGCGGCUGCUUCGGUUCGGCGCAGACACCGCAAUGGGCUACAGUCACCCGACCGAAGAAGCCAAACAGAAAGGUAGCUGGCUUGGGCUCCAGAAACUCAAAAGCUGGGUCGGGCCAUCGCCAAUGACGGAGCGAAAGUGGCUGGUUCGCUGCCUUUUCCUUGAGAGCGUUGCCGGUGUACCAGGUAUGGUGGCUGGAAGCGUGCGGCAUCUGCAUAGUCUGAGGAGGCUCAAUCGAGAUAAUGGCUGGAUCGAGACCCUUCUUGAAGAGGCCUACAACGAACGGAUGCACCUAUUGACUUUUAUGAAGAUGGCUGAGCCUGGUUGGUUCAUGAAGACCAUGAUCAUUGGAGCUCAAGGCGUCUUCUACAACGGCUUUUUCUUGUCGUAUCUUAUCGCUCCCACAAUCUGCCACCGCUUCGUCGGCUAUCUUGAAGAAGAGGCAGUCUUGACCUAUACGCGGAUGAUCAACGAGCUGGAAGCUGGCAAGCUGCCUAAGUGGGAGAGAAUGCAGGCACCUGAUAUUGCCAUCAGCUAUUAUAAUAUGCCAGAAGGAGCGAGGAAUAUCAAGGACAUGCUCUAUUAUAUUCGAGCAGAUGAAGCCAAGCAUCGCGAAGUCAAUCACACGUUGAGCAAUCUCGAGCAAAAGAAAGACCCGAAUCCAUUCGUGAGCGAUUAUGGUGAUAGCGCAACUCCUCACCCAUCAAAAGGAAUUGAAUCGAUCAAGCAGACUGGUUGGGAACGAGAAGAUGUUGUCUAA